CGGAACCAAAAGAAAAUGACACAAGUGUAUGGUCCAGAAGUUUCACACCAUUUUUUUGUUGUAACAAAUAAUUUGAAAAAACAAUUCAAGACCCAUCUCAAACCUUCUAGUCUUAACUCAAAUCAACCAAACUCUAUGUCUAUAAAUUCCUUAUAAUCACAAUUAUAACACUCCCAAGUACAAGUAAUCAAAUCUCAAAACUCACACAAACAUUCACAAACUCACAACUUUUACUUUCAUUCCCAAUUACAUACUCAAUAUGGCUUCAACAACAUUGAUGUCUUUACCAACUUUUUCUUCUUACACUUUGCCACUCAACAAAGCCAAAUUACACUCUAACUCUACCAUUGUUGCACCUUGCUUGGCCACAUUUCCUUCUAGAAAAUCCCGAGUCCCGGCGGCGAGAGCUCAGGCCUCCGGCGAUGGCCAGGACACCGCCGUCGAUGUUCAUGUUAAUCAAGGCUCUACUACUAACCAAGCUGUUGAAAAGAGGCCUAGAAAGUUGGCCAUGGAUGUUUCACCUUUUGGGUUGUUAGACCCAAUGUCACCAAUGAGAACAAUGAGGCAAAUGCUUGACACAAUGGACAAACUUUUCGAAGACACAAUGAUGUUAUCGCCUACCGGAAACCGCCCCACGGGGGCGGUGAGAACACCGUGGGACAUCAAAGACGAAGACAAUCAAAUCAAGUUUCGAUUCGACAUGCCCGGGCUCGACAAACAAGAUGUGAAAGUGUGUAUUGAGGAUGAUUUUUUGGUAAUUAAAGGAGAACAUAAAGAAGAACAAAGUUCACAACAAGGAGAAGAGUCUUGGUCUUCAUUAGGUCAAAGCUUUAGUUGUUACAACACUCGAAUUCAACUACCUGAUAAUUGUGAGAAAGAUAAGGUUAAGGGUGAGUUAAAGAAUGGUGUUCUUUACAUUUCUAUUCCUAAAACUAAGGUUGAACGUAAGGUUAUUGAUGUUCAAAUUCAGUGAAACUAUAUAUAUAUAUA
Molecule: messenger RNA, 990 nt
Organism: Cannabis sativa
Lineage: Eukaryota; Viridiplantae; Streptophyta; Magnoliopsida; Rosales; Cannabaceae
Product: small heat shock protein, chloroplastic-like
Exons: 2
Coding region: 260-973 (237 amino acids)
Biological process (GO): response to heat
Source: RefSeq, a predicted model, not a curated record